Odontomachus brunneus is the source of this 1411-nucleotide messenger RNA. RefSeq lists its product as uncharacterized. The record is from RefSeq and is a predicted model, not a curated record. The transcript has 2 exons. The coding region runs from base 156 to 605 and encodes 149 amino acids. Lineage: Eukaryota; Metazoa; Arthropoda; Insecta; Hymenoptera; Formicidae.
AGCCGGACAGGACGUCGAGCUCUUAUUGUGGAGACCUGUACUCGAAGGUCUUCUCGCGAGAUCACGGAAGUGCUUUCCUAUAUAAGCACGCGUAGAUCCGGCUGCGUGCAGAUCGAUCCCAGGUUCUGAUCGAAAAGUGGUGAAAACCUGUCGUCAUGUUUAGGCUGAUGUUCGUAUGCGUGUUGGCGUGCGCCGUGUCGGUGCGAUGCGGGACCAUUCUCGCGCCCGCCAUCGGCAAGCUCAUUUCCGAAAAGGUCGUCGAGUCUCACGGCAACAGCGUGGUGCACGCAUCCGCGCCGCUGGUGGCGGUCUCGCCUGCGUUGAGGUACACAAACGUGGCGCUGGUGCAGCAGCCGUACGCUGAACUUGUGCAGCCGGUGCUCCCGAAGGCUUCUCUGGUCGCCGAGAAGACGAUCGAGGCCCACGGCCAUCAAGUGAUCCACAACGCGCAGCCGCUGCACACCGUCGAACAGCACGUCGCGAUACCCGUGGCCGCCACCCGCGAAUUAGCGUAUGCCGCGCCGAUCUAUUAUUCUGCGUAUCCGCAGCUGGUCGCCGAGAAAACCGUGUCCAGUUACGGACACAGCGUCCAGCAUGUCGCGUAGUUGAAUCACCGCUCGGACUCGCAUGUCUCGGGUGACCUCGAAGAGUACGAACGAAUUUAUGGAGUAAGAUAGAUAGAUAAAUAGAGAGAGAGAGAGAGAGAGAGAGAGAGAGAGAAAAGGGAGAAGAGAGAGGCAGAGAAGGAGAGAGAGAGAGAACCUGCGAGAAUUUUUUUAACACAAAGAUUGCGAUUCCACUCGGGGAAAUUUCGAAUCUCGAACUUUUUCAGGGAUAAAUCUAUUUAAGUCGGGAGAAACUGACUGAAUUUUCAAGUGACACGCAAGUGUGACAUUCCUCAAUCAUACGACGGGCUUUCCUUUCUCCUUUGUUGUGGCAUCUUGCGGUGAAUAUUUCCUCACAGUAAUGUUCAUUAUAUUUAGUCAAUGCUCGAGCUGUGUGGGAAGGAAAAAUUGAAGGUAUCUGAACGUACAGUCGCGCACAAAAAGGUUGUCCGUAAUACUUGAGUUUGUAAAGUCUUCGUCUUGUUCAAUGAGUUCGUUUUCUAAUGGAAGAAUGCUCUCCCAUUGGAGAAGACGGGUGAGUUCACGAACUCACUCCAAAAAUUACGGAGAAUCAUUUUGUCCUCGACUGUACACUUAUGUGUCAAUACAUCUAAAAAAUUAAACAGGAAUUAAUUCUUUACAAACUAUUUUCCAAUGAUUCAUAGAAAGUGUACUUAGCAACGAUAUCGCGUUUAUUUCCAUAUUUCAGUAUUUAACUAAUGCAAUGGCACAUUUGCAGUAAUAUAUAUAUAUAUAUAUAUAUAUAUAUAUAUAUAUAUAUAUAUAUAUAUAUAUAUAUAUAUAUA